Messenger RNA from Cherax quadricarinatus, 2443 nucleotides. The record is from RefSeq and is a predicted model, not a curated record. Lineage: Eukaryota; Metazoa; Arthropoda; Malacostraca; Decapoda; Parastacidae.
ACUUCGUAAACCGUUAGCGGACCAAUUAGCUUCCACUAAAUAAAGUUCCGCUAACGAAAAAUUCAUAAAAAAUUCAUACGUUGUCGGUAGUCGGAAAGCAAUGCCUUUCCAACGGUGUACGUGUUUGUUCCUAUCUGUUGUGUGCAUUUCUCCAACAGUCAGUCAGGCAUGCUAUUGGCUGACUAUGUGUAAACAUGACUUGUCAAUGCAACAGCAGCAGCAUUUGAGUAGCAUUGUUAAAGUCUAAGUGUCAGCGAUCACUGGGGUGCAUGUCUGCAGCGACUGUGGUUGAAGCAGAGGCCGCUCAGGCUGAGGGCCAGGAGUCGCAGAACCUGUGGCCCCACCUGGAUGGCUAUUUUGUCCUCAAGUCAAGGGAUACGAAAAACUCCAAUAUUUUGUAUUUCCUGUGCGUCAUGCGCCAGCCCAAAGAGACCAUCAUCAAGGGACAGGUGGUGAGCUUCUACAACUUGAAGUUGCAUGUUAAGAGGAAACACCCAGCACAUGCCAUCAAGUUUGAGGAGAGAAUCAAGGCCGGAUCUUCCCAUGGAAAACACAGGCAAUCUUCUUGUGGCAGCACCACUAGUAGGAGCAGUAGCCAAUUAUCACAGCCACCUGCAAAGAGAGCACGCCAGACCACCAUUGGCAAAGCGUUUGUUGCUGCUGGCACUAGCGUCCGUCAGUCUGUGGUGGGCACAAAGAAUGUGAACCUAUUCGUCUGCAACAUAUUACUACCUUUGUCAGCCUGAUCAAGACGCUGAACCCCAGCAAGACGUCGAUGUCCAGCCGCACCCUGGGCAGGAGGAUUUUGGUCAGCCAUAAAUAGGUGGAGGAGUAUCGUAUAAGGUAUUUAUGAGUUACCUGCCUGGAGGCAGCUUAUUAAACUACUACUAUAGCUUUUUUUUAUAUUUUCUUAAUUUUUGUGGGUAAUGUAAGUUAUGACAGUUUAGAAGUACAGUACCUUUCCCAGUGUUGUAAAGUAACCAAGUAAAAUUCCCUGAGUACUGUACUUGAGUAACUUUUCUCAGUGUUUACUUUUCAAAAAUUACUGAUGAUGUAACGAGUAAAGUAUUGUUAUCAGAUUGCAGUGAAGUAAAGUAAUAACAGAUUUCAGUAAUUAAGUACAUAAAAGUAAAAGUAGUGAACAAUUUCAGUAUUUUUUAAAAAGUAAAUACCGAAAAGUUACUUAAGUACAGAACUCAAGUAGUUUUAACUUCGUUACUUUACAACAGUGGUACUUAUACUCUAAUAUUAAAGAUGAGUAUUGUUUGCUAUGGUGCUUCAGUACAGCGACAAGUGUGUCCUUGUCAGUCACUCGCGUUACAUCACAAAAUUAAACAAUCGAUAUUUCCGCACUAGCGGAACUUGAUCAUCAUAUGACCUUGACAUUCUAUACCUUAUCAGGAAGCUCUCCAGGUCUGUUCUAAAAGUCUUAAAAGUAAAAGACCAAAAAACUAAACCGAAUCUGAAUUCAUGUGAAAAAGUUUGCAGUUAGCAUUUAGCGAUAGCUUCUGCUAAUAUUUUUCAGCGAAUCAGCGAUUUAGCAAUAGCAGAGCUUUUAGUUAGCAGAUUAGCAGUUAGCAAAGCUAACUUUUCGGUUAGCUGUGCCCACCACUGCAUAGAAGCUAUACCGUAAAACCUUCUUGAGGAAGAAGAGCUGCAACUCAACUUUCUCAAGACACCAAGGAACUAUCGCUCAACCUUCACAAGAGGUCCAAGAGCUGGAGAACAAUCCAUUCAAAAGGUUCUGGACCUUAGUUUAACAUACCCUAGAAUCUACUAAACUACACACACAUAACCAGUUAUGGUACUGUACCUUUUUAUUCCCUACUAAACUAAAUAUCAAACUUCAACAUGCCAUAAAAAGAUAAGUUUUCCUUAUUCUUCAUUUUUUUGUUGUAAAUAUCUAGUUUUUAAUGCUCUACAAUCCUAUAAGAAAAAAAAAUUUAAAGUAAAAGAGAUCUGUUAUGGCAGUAAGUUUGUCAAGCUUAACAUGCCUUGAAAAGGUAAACUUCAUUAUGAAAUAAAUUCUAUUUUAUAUUUAAGAACAAAUUAGUUACAGAAGGCCUAUCAAUAUCAACAAUAUACAUCUUAAAAGUUGAUUUAAAUAAAACUGCUAAAUUGGCACCUUCGUAGUUCAAUAAUAAUGUGAACUUUUAUUAAGAUACACCUGUGCUGAAAAUCAGAAACCAAUUAGAAGCAUGCUCAAUUUAUCACACACAGACCAAUGUCACAAUUUGCUCAAUACAAUUGGCAAAUUGGCACCUACAUAGCCCAAUAACAAUCUCAGUAUGUAUUCCUCUUCACGUGAUAUGCCAGCACUAAGUUUUUAGCCGAUCAGAAGAAAUGUUCUCAAGUUAUCACAAAGUUAACCUUGGAGGAAGAAAACCACUAAUGUCAUAUCCAUUCAGAGAUUAUUUUAUAAAUGAAGUCGGUAAUGACUAAU